GCACGCAGGCAACUCGAAGGGCUGUUACUGAUUUAUAAGAGAUCGUUGUUUGCCUUGUUGUAAGAAAGUUUCUCCUCCCCUCUGCUUCCUCAGCCCAGGCGCACAGCAGCUUUCAUGGCUUUUGCAUGAUUCCAGGCUCACGUCCCCAUGCAGAAGCCUGGGGAAGGGUCUCCACAGCUGCUGGGGUUCUUUGAUACUCCAGAUAUGCCCCUGCUGCUUGUUUUGUCCAAAAAGCUUGGUGGGUUUGGCUUGUGCCACCAAAGCAACUUCUUUCUUGUUGACCUCCAUCCCCACUCACCUGCCUUGUGUUGCCCUGCCAGGACCAUCCCUCACGGGCAACCCUUGGUCCAGACAGGUCUUGCCCUGGGAACAGGAGUUACUUGGAGGGAGAAUGGUCCAGGUCACCAUCAUCGGCUCAUUGGGGAGCUGAGCCCUGCAGGAGGCUCCCUGCCUGCAGCCAGGGCUGGGUGCUCUGUGGGUGCUCUGGGCUGGGCUGGCACCUGGGAUGAGCGAGGCAGGAGGGACACACAUGUCCCCUCUGUCCCUUUCCCGGGAUGCUCGAGGCAGCAGCCAGUGCAAUCGGGAGGUCUGGGUCUGAACCCCCGUGACAAAGGAAGCACUGGUUUAGUGCCAGCUCCAGGAUGACAGCUGGAUCCCACAUCCAGCCCCUCGCUUCUCCUUUUCAGCCCUAAAGCCCUUUUCACUUUCAUUUCACUUCGGUUUUUACCUCCCCUCUGCCUGAGACCUGGUGAGGUAUUUGCUUCAGGGAAACUGUCUUCAGCCAGCGUGUGUGAACAGCUUCGCUACAGCGCCAGGAGGGUUUGGUGGCCGGCCUCAUCACGGGGAGCUGGGGAGCCCAUCCCAAGGAUCAGCAGUGCUGGCCCGGCGGCAGCGGGCUGGGCGGCUGCCCUCGCCGAGGGAGCGGGAAGAUGAGCGGAGGCACAGCCCAUCUUCUGACGGCUCUCUUCGUGGUGGCAGCGAUGGGCUACCCGUCGCGGCGGUCUGCCACUGAUCUGCAUGCCACCCCUAGGACAACAGUCACUUUUGAUGAGCUGUCAGGCGUCCGGCACUUCAGUGCACACACCUUCAACUACAGCACCCUGCUGCUGGAGGACGACCGGGGCAUCCUCUACGUGGGUGCCAGGGGAGCCAUCUUCGCCCUCAACUCCAGUGACGUGGCUGAUGGCUCCCACCGCACGAUCCACUGGGAAGCCUCCCCGGAGAAGCAGAUGGACUGCCUGCAGAAGGGCAAAAACAACAAGACUGAGUGCUUCAACCACGUGCGGUUUCUGCAGAGGCUGAACAGCACCCACCUCUACGCCUGCGGGACCUACGCCUUCCACCCGCUCUGCGCUGCCAUCGAUGCUGAUAGGUUCAUGUUGCCAUCCCACUUUGAGGAAGGCAAGGAGAAGUGCCCAUAUGACCCAGCCCGUGGCUACACCGGCCUCAUUGUGGACGGUGGCUUGUACACAGCCACACGCUAUGAGUUUCGGAGCCUCCCUGACAUCCGGAGGAACCUGCACCAGCGGCCACUGAAAACGGAGGAGUCCCCGCUGCACUGGCUGAAUGAUGCGGAGUUUGUGGCCUCUGUGCUGGUCCAGGAGAGCAAGGACAGCCCUGUGGGCGACGAUGACAAAAUCUACUACUUCUUCACGGAGCGGGCGGGUGAGGAGACCACAUCCUUCUUUGACAAGAGCCAGGUGGCCCGAGUAGCCCGGGUGGCCCGUAUCUGCAAGAGUGAUGUCGGGGGGAAGAAGAUCCUUCAGCGCAAGUGGACGUCCUUCAUGAAGGCACGCCUAGUCUGCUACAUGCCCUACUAUGAGGUGCUGCGCAGCGUCUGCAGCCUGGAUGGAGGGGGCUGGGCCAGCACUGUCUUCUACGCCACCUUCACCCUCUCAGCGCAGUGGAGGACCAUGGAGGCCUCAGCCGUGUGCCGCUACAACAUCUCGGCAGUGCAGCACGCCUUUGAGGGCCCCUACAUGGAGUACCAGGACUCAGCUCGCAAGUGGUCCCGCUAUGACGGUGCAGUGCCUGAGCCCCGGCCUGGCUCUUGCAUUACGGACCACUCCCGCAGAAAGGGCUACAACUCCUCGCAGGACCUGCCCAACAGCGUCCUGGACUUUGUCAAGCUGCACCCGCUCAUGUUUGAGGAGGUGAAGCCAGCUGGUGGGGAGCCGCUGCUGGUGAAGAAGAGUGUGACAUACAGCCGGCUGGCUGUGGACAGGGUGCAGGCCCUCGAUGGCCGCUCCUACGAUGUGCUUUUCAUGGGGACAGGGGAUGGCUGGAUCCACAAGGUCGUGGUGGCAGACUCCGGUGUCCACAUUGUGGAGGAGGUCCAGGUGUUCAGGGACCCACAGCCUGUGGAGAGCCUGGUGAUCUCCCACGCUCAGAGGAGCCUGUACGUGGGGGCACCCGGUGGGAUCCUGCAGGUGCCCCUGGCCUCCUGCGCCAGGUACGCCUCCUGCUACGACUGCAUCCUGGCCCGGGACCCUUACUGCGCCUGGGACGGCAGAACCUGCCGCGCCAUCGCCAGCACCGACAGCACAGGGCUGGUGCAGGACAUUCAGAGCGGCAACAAGGGAUGCCGGAGCAGCUCCGGGCGUGGCUCCCUGCCAUGGAAGAACCGGACGGUCCUGAGGGGUGACGAUGUGCUGCUGCCCUGUGACCAGCGCUCCAACCUGGCCCGAGCUGUCUGGCUGCUGAAUGGCAGCGAGGUGCCGGCCACAGGGCAGGACCAGCUGCGUGUUGGGGUGGACGGGCUGCUGGUGACGGACACACUGCCCCAGCACAGCGGCGAGUACCGCUGCUACGGGGAGGAGCAGGGUCUCCGGACGCUGCUGGCCGCCUACAGCCUCACUGUGCUGCCCGAACUGCCACGCAGCCCCACGGACACCCCGCAGCCCCACGCCGCCAGCCAGGUGGACAGUGACGUGAAGGUGGCUUACAUCUCUGCCAUUGUCGCCUUGGUGGUAGUGUGUGCCGUGCUCAGCGCCAUCCUGCUCUACAUGUCCUGCCUGGAGAAGCGCAAGGGCAAGUACGUCCUGGGGGAGCCGCGGCCAGCCAGUGUGGAGCUGCAGACCGUCUCGGCCAACUGCCUGCGCAAGGGUCACCACGAGGAGGAGGAAGAGCUCACCUACCCCGAUGGCUGCCUGCGGAUCAUUCCUGGCGAGGCACCCACAGCUGCCACUUCCCCAGUCAAGGAGCUGCCGGCUGCUGUGCCCCCACUUCCGCCACCACCGCCGCUGCCAGCUGAGCUCACAAAUGGCGUGGGGGCUCUGCCCAACGUCCUCCGCAAGAUGAAUGGCAACAGCUACAUGCUGCUGCAGCAACAGGAGGAGCCGCUGGCCUCCCCGCUCUACAGCGCAUCCUUCACUGAGGAGCUCAGCAAGAUCCUGGAGAAGCGGAAACACACACAGCUGGUGGAGAAGCUAGACGAGAGUUCCGUGUAGGGGCUGGGGUUGGGGUCUUGCCAGCGGGACCCGCCGCCCCUCCAGCCCCUUCUCCCACCCGCUGCCAGCAGUGUUACAAGACUCAGGCGAAACUACCUCCUGGAUGGCAGAGCCGGGCCGGGCCCGGGUUUGGCCAUUCCUUUGGCUUUUCACUCACUUUUGAGACUCACUGUACAGAAAAAAAGAAAAGAAAAAGAAUCUAUUUAAAUUUGGGAGCUCUAUUUAUGUACAAAAACCCACUGACGGUGGCCACGAGCUGGAGGCAGGAGCUGGCGCCUGGCUGAAGGUGGACACUGGGGGGAGGGCAAGUUUCUGUCUGUCCAUCCAGGUGGGAGAGAGAGCUGCUGCUGUGGAUGCAUGGACUCAUUCUGCUCCGCCGGGUUUCCCUUGGCACAGGGGAUCUGGACAGCUGCUGAGAGGGUUUCCUCUCCAAGAGAGAACACUUCUUCAAGGGAUGGAACUGUGGUGAGGAGCCGAUGUCCCAGACACACGAGCAGCUGGUGGAGCAGUGGUUGCCCAGUGCGAGGAAGCCCCAG
Messenger RNA from Cuculus canorus (common cuckoo), 3985 nucleotides. It is a transcript of the gene SEMA4G, whose product is annotated as semaphorin 4G. The coding region runs from base 930 to 3449 and encodes 839 amino acids. NCBI's taxonomy places the organism in Eukaryota, Metazoa, Chordata, Aves, Cuculiformes, Cuculidae. The transcript is spliced from 16 exons. The record is from RefSeq and is a predicted model, not a curated record. Gene Ontology annotation, molecular function: semaphorin receptor binding; chemorepellent activity. Gene Ontology annotation, biological process: neural crest cell migration; negative regulation of axon extension involved in axon guidance; positive regulation of cell migration.